This is a messenger RNA of Orbicella faveolata, 4452 nucleotides long. RefSeq lists its product as uncharacterized. NCBI's taxonomy places the organism in Eukaryota, Metazoa, Cnidaria, Anthozoa, Scleractinia, Merulinidae. The record is from RefSeq and is a predicted model, not a curated record. Gene Ontology annotation, molecular function: protein binding.
AGCCUCAUGGAUGAAUCGGAGCGAAUACAACAAAUUUUAUUUGGGUUGUAUCCCGCGGCUUAGGUCCUUGUCAUUUCACCGACAGUCCGCGAAGUCGACCAAUCAGAGCGCUCGCUAUUGUUGUUGUGACGUUCGUGGGUGGUCAGUUUCAUGUCGAAAGUAGCAUUCAAUUUCAAUCUGAUGGUUUCCUCUUUGAGGCUUUAUGAAAACUUUGCGUGAAGGUACACAUUCUCUAAUACCGACACCCCGCCAAGCUAAGGAAGCUUUUACCCAAAUGAAACUGCCUGUUUGUUCGAAGUGCGUCAAAGAAACGCUUUUCUAGUGUAGUUUGCCGUGGGAAAUGUGAAAACGUUGUGGAUUUCAAUCAAAGAUGGCGUCCAUUUAUAUUGUGAGUGCUUUGGCUGCAAUAUGUUUGGCGUUGUGUGGAUUGUCGCGCGGAGAAGAUGCAGAUAGCCAGGCGUGUGUUACAGCCAAGCCGUGCAUUUGUUCUGGAACAAGAGUUUCUUGCAAAAACCGCCAACUACAGGGAAUACCUCAGGGGAUUCCUUUGCAAACGACCUCAUUAGAUUUAAGUAACAAUGAACUGAGAACCUUGGAUGUUUCAAAACUUUCGAGACUUACAAAUCUUCAGGAGCUGCUUCUUCACGAGAAUAAGCUCAGGGAUAUCCCACCAUGGCAAUCUCUACCAUCCUCCCUGACUCGAUUAUCACUGCACCACAACAGGAUAACUUCAAUUCCAUCUCAAAAUGUCACUAAGAAACUGUCUUUACAAUAUCUGUUGUUGAGCAGUAAUCGUAUUUCCAGUAUUGGAGUAAAGGCUUUUGCCAACCUAACUUCAGUCCAGUCGCUAAAGCUAAGCAGAAACAGACUCACAUCUAUUCCAGUUCAGGCCUUGAGCCAUUUAACCUCAUUAAAAAAAUUAGACCUCACAAAAAACUUAAUCAGGACAAUUAACAGUCCGCUAAAAAGUUUAAAGUCCAUAGUCAUAUUAAAGCUUUCAAAGAAUAAAAUCAACACAAUUGCACAUUCCUCCCUUUGGGAAAUGAACAAUCUCAGAGAACUGCACUUGGACAAUAAUAAUUUAACAUCUGUUUCCACAUCAUGGUUCAUUGGAGUUUCCGAGCUUCAUAAACUUUACCUGAACAACAAUCAUAUACGUAUAAUUAAUAAACGGCCAGGAGGCAUGGGAUGGAGAGCAUUACUGCUUCUCGGAGAGCUAAAUCUUGCCCAGAAUGAACUUUCUCACAUUGAUGUGACAACAUUUGCCCAUCUUUCAACAUUACAGAGACUAAACCUGGGCAGUAACCGUAUUUAUCACAUGGCAGAGGGGGCAUUUGCUGACUUAAACUCCUUAGUCAUGUUGGACCUGAGCAAUAAUGCGCUUUCAUCAACAGUAGAAGGAAUGAAUGGAGCUUUCACAGGGCUUCAGAAGUUAAUCAUGUUGAGACUUGAUGGAAAUCGUAUCACCUGGAUAGCUGCUAAUGCAUUUUCUGGACUAAAAGCCAUGCAAAGUUUGAAUCUUUCUGCAAAUAUCAUAACAUCUAUUGAGAAGAAUGCCUUCCUGGAAAUGGAGAAUCUUCAGUACCUAUAUUUAAACACAACACACCUUCUUUGUAACUGUGAACUCAGCUGGCUUCCUGUCUGGAUUGAGAGUAAACAGUUCAAGUCAAAUGUACGUGCUCUCUGUCUUCACCCUAAACAACUGGAAAGAAGAAGUAUCUUCAACCUUACCUAUUCAGAAUUUGUUUGUGAUGAGAGUGAUGCUAAACCAGAGAUAAUAAUACACCCAGAAGGGCAUAAAGUGCUCCUAGGUCAGAACGUUACACUGCGGUGUGUUGUCUCACAGAAGAAUCAUACUAUCAGGGUCAACUGGACUAAAAACAACAAGCCAUUGGCGGGGGCUUACAUCAUAAACCAUGCCAAGUCCAAAGAUGGAGAAACAGCAACAUACACCAGUGAGCUAAACCUGGUAUCAGUGACAGAUAAAGACAAUGGAUAUUAUCAGUGUGUGGCAUCCAAUCACUUCACACCUGUCUCAUCUAAAAUGGCGCACAUCACAGUGUUAGUGUUUCCUAAGCUUAUAGAGAAACCAUCCAAUGUGUCUGUUGUGGCAGGCAAAACAUUUGAACUGCACUGCCAAGCUCAGGGUCAGCCUGAACCUGUUCUGUCAUGGCAGAAGGAUGGAGGGACAAGUUUUCCUGCUGCAGAUGACAGAAGGAUGGAUUUUGUACCUGCAAGUAAAGUGUAUGUGAUCAGAAAUGCUCAGCCUGGGGACACUGGAAAAUACACCUGCAGUGCUAAGAAUGAAGCUGGUUUUGUUAAUGCCACAGCUUUUGUUACUGUGCUCGAACCACCGCAUUUCGUGCGUCCCAUGAGGAGUGAAGUUGUGGUGUCCAUUGGUGAUAGUGUUGUGUUGCAGUGUGUGGCCAGCGGUGCUCCGAUGCCUUCCAUUCUUUGGAUCAAAGAUGGUAAUAUAGUUGUAAAAAGCAGUCAUGUUGUGUUUGCCGAGGCAGGACAGUUCCUGGUGAUCGCUGAGGCAAAGGAAGAAGACAGGGGGGAUUAUGCUUGUGAAGCUACAAACUCCCAAGGAACUGUUAGACAAAGAACGCAGCUGUUUGUAGAAACAGAGAAAAGCACUGACGUUUCUGUAACGGAAAAGGCGAACAAAUCGAAAUACGUGAAAUACGACAAGAAGACAUUCCUGGGAAUCAUUGUUGUUGUUGUGGUGUCGUGUAUUGUGGUAACCUCAAUGGUUUGGCUAUUUAUUCAUUACAAUACAGUCUCGUGCGGAAAAAAGAAGUCUCCAAAACGGCGUCCUCAACACGUGUCACAUUUUGAAGGGGAAUGUUUGGAUGACUCGAAUGCCAAGGCUUUCCAACAUGAAGGCAUUAGCUACAUUCCUUUGAAGUCAUCGAGUUCAAGUAGCACACAAAAUAGUCGCGAAUCGCCGAGAUCAACGGCAACCUUCCUGACGUCUUCCGAGUCUGCGCAAGGACCGUGUAUGAACCUCGCGUCAAGUUCGGAAAACGCUUCGGGUUCUGAAGAGAAAUCGUCCACAGUGGAAAACAUCUCCUCAGAAAACUCCUUUAAAGGCAGCCAUAGUUCUUUGACAUCUUCUUGUCAAUCAGAUGCAUGUCUUCCCAGUUAUCAGCAGGUUGUGACUUCAGCGCAAAUUCAUGUUUCUGAUAGUGACUCUGAGAAACAGAGACCGACUACAGCUGGGUCUAGAAGGAAAAAAUCUCAAACCGAAGAUCCAGGUGGAGGCCUUGGCCAACUCAAACUAGACAUUUCUAAAAGUACUAAUUGCCACAAAGAGACUUCGUUACCUCAGAGACCAUUGCCAACAAAUGGCGACAGCGAGGCUUCUCCAGUUGAUGUGAAUAAGGACGUUUCCGUGACAAUUUAUCAGCUCACAAGCACGGACACCUCUUGCGUGACGGAUGGUGUAAACUGUUCAUCGACAGAAACAUAGUAUUCUUUGUCUUUACAUAUAUGUAUAUACCUAUGUGUGCAGCAGCGCAGAAGUCGCGCGGAAGCCACUCGAUGAAGUUCUCUACGUUUGUUUACGAUAUUCGCAGACGCUCAUUUCUACACUUGACUUAUUCAUUGACUAAGCAAAUUCAUAGAAAGCUUCAUUGCUUGGUAAUGGUGCGACGGAUUGUAUUCAAGAUGUACACUGCUAAAGGAGUCUAGGGUCUUUUACGCGUGGUUCUUGUAUCACGAUAUUUUUCGUCAUUAGAAAGCAACAUGCUACGACUAGAGCCGACUUCUUUUGCAGACUGUUGGGAGUUAAAUUUUAACUGAAAAGACUAGAAGACGACUUCGAUUGGAGUUUGAGUAAGGAUUUAACAUGUCAUUGCAAAAUGGAUGUAGUAAUAUAAUAUAUUGUGCAUUUUGUAUAUAGGAAACUCAAUUUUUUAUUCCUACGACAGAUAUUUACACUUUCUAUUUGAUACUCAUCAUCUAGAUAAGUGUUUUGUGGAAAUGAAAUUUACCACAUUAACAAAGAUGGCAAGGAAAAUUUCGUACAAAGUACUCCUUUUCCACUGAGGACACUCGAACCAUGUACCUUUUGGUAUUUUUUGCCCUUUUUUUCAGUGACUGCAACAUGAGGGAUCUUCAUGGUAUGUUAAUACAGUAGUAGCACUUUUACACUGCAAUUUUACAUCAAUGAAGAGCCCUCAUUCUAUAGUCCUCCGAAAAAUGUAUAAAAAAUGUCAAGUGUUCAUACUGCUAGUGUUCCAAGGUAGUUUUUGUCAUUUGGAACUCGAAACCUUUGGUGAUGCAUAGAACUUAUGAGUACUUUUACUCAUGAAAUCAUCAACUUGUUUUGCAGCUAUCACUAUACACCCUUUUAGCUUGUGUGGUUUGUUUCCCCAUUACAGACCACGUGAUAUUUUCAAGAGAAUUUUUCUUUCAUCCAUCUAAAAAUUAUUCCUUUAUAUACGCACG